Messenger RNA from Chenopodium quinoa (quinoa), 1605 nucleotides. RefSeq lists its product as uncharacterized. The record is from RefSeq and is a predicted model, not a curated record. Bases 1 to 1605 code for a protein of 534 amino acids. NCBI's taxonomy places the organism in Eukaryota, Viridiplantae, Streptophyta, Magnoliopsida, Caryophyllales, Amaranthaceae. The transcript has 3 exons.
AUGGUGAACUCAAGGAAUCCACAGCAACUGAAUGCUUGUGGUUUAUGCACCUCCAUGGGACAUCCCACUGAUACAUGUCCUCAAUUACAAGAGGAGCAGAAUGAGCAGGCCAACGCCUUAGGUUUUCAAGGGCAAGGUCCGCAAAGAAGAUAUGAUCCCUUUUCAAAUACCUACAACCCAGGAUGGAGAGAUCAUCCAAAUUUGAGAUAUGGGAAUUCCCAAGGAAACCAACAUCAGCAUGCUCAAGGUCAACAACAGUUUCAGCAAUAUAGGGCACCGUUCCUAACACCUCAAGGCCAAAGCUCUAAUUCAGGUAAUAUGUCAACUGAAGAAAUGAUUAGAUCACUAACUUCUAAUGUUUCUACCAUGCAGCAGAAUAUGAUGCAGUUUCAACAAGAAACCAGAUCAAGUAUUCAAAACCUGGAGAAUCAAGUCAGUCAAAUCUCAAGUGCAGUAAGCCGACUUGAAGCUAAGGACACUGGAAAGCUUCCAUCCCAAACGGAGCUGAACCCUAAGCAACAAGUUAAUGCAAUAACAUUGAGAAGUGGCAAAAAGUUGCAAGAAACUGUAGUUGCACCUAAGAAGGCUAAAGACUUGAUUGGAGUUGAGGAGGAGGAAGUAGAAAAGAAACUAAGGCGAAUCCUCCAACCUUUACCUCUUAUGAGCCUGUGCCACCUUUCCCAGAAGCCUUGCAAGAUACUCGAAGGAACUGUGUACGAUCAAGAGAAAGCACAGGUUGGGAGGAAAAGAAAAAGUGAAGGAGACACCACAUUACACCGAGCCAUGUUCGACCUAGGUGCAUCAAUCAAUGUCAUUCCCUACUCCCUGUUUAAAUCUUUAGAACUUGGGCCUUUGCAUGAAACUGGGGUAGUAAUUCAGUUAGCUGAUAGGUCCAAUGUAUAUCCUAAGGGGGUAGUAGAAGAUGUACUUGUUAAGGUUGAUGGAUUGAUCUUUCCUGCUGACUUUUACGUCCUUGACAUGGAACAUGACAAACAAGCAGCCCCUAUCCUGUUAGGAAGACCUUUCUUAAAGACUGCUAAGACAAAAAUCGAUGUGUCUACCGGUUCUUUGACUAUGGAGGUUGAUGGGAAAGCAAUUGUGUAUAACAUUUAUGAUACCAUAAAGUAUCCUGUUGAUACUCAUUCUUUAUAUUCUAUAAAUGUUGUCGAUCCAAUAUUGCAUGAUGUUUCUAACAUUGAUCAUGGGGAUGAGCUCCUCACACCUAUUACUAAUGUUGUGUCUGGUGAUUGCUUGGAUUCUUCUAUACCUACUAAUGUGCAGGUGAAGGUGGCGGAAUUGAAUGAACAGUCCAAGCUUCCACCUAUACCACUAGGGGCAACACCCACCCCGUCAUCAUUUCCGGGCAAGAAAUUAUCCCAGGUAUACCACAAAGCAAAGAAUAAGGUGUGGCAUGACAAGAUGAGCUCCCGUUGGAAGGGUCCAAUUCAAGUUGACAAGGUCUAUCCGCAUGGAGCGGUAGAAAUUCGGAGUUUAGAGACCAACAACAUGUUCAAAGUGAAUGGAAAAAGGCUCAAACCAUACUACGAAGGGUUCAAGGUCAAGAAUUUGGAGAACAUCGAUCUCUACGAGCCAUCAAUUGAUUAA